Messenger RNA from Prosopis cineraria, 2010 nucleotides. RefSeq names its product lysine--tRNA ligase, chloroplastic/mitochondrial-like. NCBI's taxonomy places the organism in Eukaryota, Viridiplantae, Streptophyta, Magnoliopsida, Fabales, Fabaceae. Gene Ontology annotation, cellular component: cytosol; cytoplasm; mitochondrion. Gene Ontology annotation, biological process: lysyl-tRNA aminoacylation. Gene Ontology annotation, molecular function: ATP binding; tRNA binding; lysine-tRNA ligase activity. The record is from RefSeq and is a predicted model, not a curated record.
CAGAAGCACUGGAGUUAGCCACCCACAGGGACUAGGCGAUGGAGGCGCUUAGAAUAUGGACCUUAGCCUCGCAGCCACUGAAGCACUUCUCUCGCCUCGUCUCUUCCUCCACUACCACCACCAUUAGGCCACCUACUAGAGUGGUUCUUCGCUGUUGCUCUUCUUCCGCCACCACCUCAAGCAAUGUCGACCAAGGUGCUCCCAAGGGUGGUGGUCGUAAUCGCCGGUCUUCUUCGUCUUCGUCUUCUACUUCCGAUAGGGAAGCUGUCAGAGCCAUUCGGUUGAAGAAGGUUGAAGAAUUGAGAAGCAAGGGGCUUGAUCCAUAUGCUUAUGGAUGGGACAGAACUCACAGUGCUGUUCAGCUUCAAAAUAUAUAUAAAAAUUUAGAAAAUGGAGUGGAAUUAAAUAGCGAGAAUGAUCAAGUAUCUGUGGCAGGAAGGAUUAUUGCUAGGAGGGCAUUUGGAAAGCUUGCCUUCCUGACACUUAGGGAUGAUUCAGGAGCUAUUCAGCUUUACUGUGAUAAAGAGAGGCUCCCGGGUGAUCAAUUUGAGCAAGUAAAAGCAUUUGUUGAUAUUGGUGACAUACUAGGUGCUAGAGGUUCUAUAAAACGCACUGAGAAAGGGGAGCUCUCUGUUUAUCUGAAUUCUUUUGUGAUCCUUACAAAAUCUCUGCUUCCACUACCUGACAAAUACCAUGGAUUAACUGACAUAGAUAAGCGUUAUCGCCAGAGGUAUGUAGAUAUGAUUGCAAACCCGGAGGUAGCAGAUGUAUUUCGUAAAAGAGCAAAGAUUGUAUCAGAGAUACGGACAACAAUGGACUCCUUAGGGUUUGUUGAAGUUGAAACUCCGGUUUUGCAGGGCGCAGCUGGGGGAGCUGAAGCCAGACCAUUUAUUACAUAUCAUAAUUCUCUUCAACGGGACUUGUAUCUGAGGAUUGCAACUGAACUUCAUUUAAAGAGAAUGCUGGUGGGAGGGUUUGAAAAAGUAUAUGAGAUUGGCCGGAUAUUUAGAAAUGAAGGAAUUUCUACUCGUCAUAAUCCUGAAUUUACAACUAUUGAGAUGUAUGAGGCAUAUUCAGACUAUCAAAGCAUGAUGAAUUUGGCAGAGGAGAUUGUCACUCAGUGUGCUCUUGCGGUUCAUGGAAAACUUACUGUUGAUUACCAGGGGGAUGAAAUAUGUUUGGAGCCCUGGAGAAGGGAUACCAUGAACAACCUUGUAAAAGAAACUGCUGGAAUUGAUUUCAAUGAGUUGGGAAGUGAUCUAGGUUGCAAAGAAGUUACUCUAAGCACCCUUGGCAAUAACCUUGAUAACAAAGAUAAAGCUUCCAUCGAUGCAUGCCAAUCACUUGGCCACCUCCUUAAUGAGGUUUUUGAGAUUGUUGUAGAACCAAAACUUAUCCAACCUACAUUUGUGUUAGACUACCCAAUUGAAAUAUCACCCCUGGCUAAGCCCCACCGAAGAUUCACAGGCUUGACAGAGAGGUUUGAACUUUUUAUCUGUGGUCGUGAGCUGGGCAAUGCAUUCUCUGAGUUAACCGAUCCUGUAGAUCAGAGAGGACGCUUUGAGUAUCAAAUUAGCGAGCAUGAAAAGAAGAGAGCGGCAGCUUUGACAGCAAAUGGUGCUAAGAGGGAAGACGCGCAAAAUGAGGAUGACUCAUAUGAAGUCACUCUUGAUGAUGACUUUUUAACAGCUCUGGAAUAUGGAAUGCCUCCAGCUUCUGGAAUGGGACUUGGAAUUGAUAGGCUUGUGAUGCUUUUGACGAAUUCUCCUAGUAUCCGAGAUGUAAUUGCAUUCCCAGUGCUCAAGCUCCAGCAAUAGGAUCAUUUGACAGAAGAAUAGAUAGGGUACUGCGUGUACGAACAAGGAACUCGUCAAAAUUAAUAUUUUUCUUGUAUUAUUUGUACGAUAAAUAUGAGCGCGAAAAUUUUGGUUAUGAUUCACUUAUUUCUUUUAAUAAUAUCCACGUUUGUUCGUGAACAUUUUUUAUCAAUAAUUUUAUGAUUUUGUUUUA